Molecule: messenger RNA, 2031 nt
Organism: Aureobasidium namibiae CBS 147.97
Lineage: Eukaryota; Fungi; Ascomycota; Dothideomycetes; Dothideales; Saccotheciaceae
Product: galactose oxidase
Exons: 1
Coding region: 1-2031 (676 amino acids)
Molecular function (GO): protein binding
Source: RefSeq, a predicted model, not a curated record
AUGGUCAAGAAAGACAAGGGCAAGAAGGAGGCCAAGAAGGCCCGAGUAGCGGCCAAGCAAGAAAAGGUCGCCAAAAAGUCUGAAAAGAAGGCCAAGAACAAGAAGGAUGCCGACGACAGCGAUGUUGAAGAGGCCGAUCUGGAUGCAAUUCUAGCUGAAUACGCAAAGAAGCAAGAGCAAUUCCUCAAGGUCACCGAAGACACUGUCACUGGCCCAUCGCCAAGAAGUGCUUCCACUUUCAUCGCUUCACCCUCGGACGGUAGAGAACUUUUCCUCUUCGGAGGCGAACACUACAAUGGAGCCAUUGCGAAUUUCUUCAACGAUCUUUAUAUCUACAGGAUCAACUCGGACGAAUGGCGAAAAGUGACAAGUCCCAACUCACCCUUGCCUCGCAGUGGACAUGCUAUGUGUAGAGGCGGCAACACUGGAGGCAUUUACAUGUUUGGUGGAGAAUUCAGUUCGCCCAAGCAGGGCACUUUCUACCAUUACAACGACUUCUGGAGUCUGGAGCCAUCAACCAGAGAGUGGGCUAAGAUCGAGACCAAGGGACCAUCUCCAUCCGCACGAAGCGGUCACCGUAUGGUGGCCUUCAAGCGCUACAUCAUCCUUUUCGGAGGUUUCCAGGACACGUCACAACAAACCAAAUACUUGAACGAUCUCUAUAUCUACGACUGCCAGACAUUUCAAUGGCAUAUUCCGGUCCUGCCUCCGGCUGCCAUGCGUCCGGACCCCAGAUCAUCAUUUUCCUUCUUGCCUCACGAGACCGGCGCAGUCUUGUACGGUGGAUACUCCAGAAUCAAGACUUCGACCUCGGCUGGCAAGUCCAAGGGAGGUAGACAGGCAUCUCGCGUCAUCAUGAAGCCCAUGGUACACCAAGACACAUGGUUCCUUCGAAUCACGCCACCUCCUGCCGAAGCUCCCAUGAACACGUUGCCUACCGUUCGUUGGGAGAAGAGAAAGAAGCCAGUCAACUCGCCCAACCCAGCUCGCGCUGGUGCAACUAUGGUGCACCACAAGGGUAGAGGUAUUGCAUUUGGCGGUGUACACGAUGUCGAAGAAGAUGAAGAAGGCAUCGACAGCGAGUUCUUCAACCAGCUGUUGGCCUUCAACAUCGACCGUAAUCGUUUCUUCCAACUCAGUCUCAGGAAGCCGCGUGCUCAGCCUGCCAAGAAGCAAGGCGGAGGAAACGAGCGCGGUGGUCGACGUGGAAGAGGAAAAGCAGAUGAAGAAGAGCUGUUGCGCAACCUCGCUCUUAUCGAAGGAAAGGGCUCGUUGGACGAUGGCGAACUCCCUCUCAAACGUGACGACUCCGACGACGAGGAUGUCAAGAUCGAGAAGCCUGUACAGUACGAGAUGCCUCAUCCUCGUUUCAACGCUCAGCUCGCGGUCCAAGACGACACUCUCUACAUCUAUGGUGGCACAUUUGAGAAGGGUGAUCGCGAGUUCACGUUUGACGAGAUGCACAGUAUUGAUCUCGGCAAGCUAGACGGUGCCAAGGAGAUCUUCCGUCGCGAGCUCGAAGACUGGCAGGGUAGUGAGGAUGAGGACAGCGAAGACGAAGACGAGGAUGAGGAUGACGAGGAAGAUGAAAGCGAAGACGAAGCCGCUGGCACUUCCACUCCUGCCACCUCCGUUGCACCUGAAGAAAUCGCCAAGCCUGAAGAAGUGGCCAAGAAGCAAGCAGCAGAAGACGAGGAGCCAGAAGAUGAGGCUGCAACAGAAAAGUCUGACGGUCUUCCUGGCCCGCGUCCGUUCGAGUCUCUGCGUGAAUUCUUCACUCGCACCAACCACCAGUGGCAAGACAUCAUUCUGGAGGAGCACAAGUUCAAGCACGCAACCCAGAUCACCGAGAGAUCGGUCAAGGAGAUCCGCAAGAGUGCAUUUGAACGUGCUGAACAGAAGUGGUGGGAUGUCAGAGAAGAGAUGCAAGUCUUGGAAGAUGAACAAGAAGCUGCUGGCAUUGGUGAGGUUGUUGCACUCGAGUCUCGGGGUGAAGGUAGCGGUGGCGGCGGUGCUGGUAGGAGAAGAUAG